Penicillium soppii is the source of this 1395-nucleotide messenger RNA. RefSeq lists its product as uncharacterized. The coding region runs from base 1 to 1395 and encodes 464 amino acids. The record is from RefSeq and is a predicted model, not a curated record. NCBI's taxonomy places the organism in Eukaryota, Fungi, Ascomycota, Eurotiomycetes, Eurotiales, Aspergillaceae. The transcript is spliced from 5 exons.
AUGCCACGUCCUCGUCGAGCUGCUGCUAUGAAGCCUAAAGGGCACUACGCAGAUACCGCCAACCCUACAAGUCGGAAACGUAGUGCGAGUCAGGCUAUUGCUGGUCGCUCUAAGCGUCGCACGAAGAAAUCCUCGGAUACGGAGAUGAAAGAUGCGGACGUUGAGACAGAAGAUCCCAAUCUUCCGCUCGGCCUUUCAACUAGAUCUUUUACCCCUGAUGAGCUUAAAAAGGAUCUCAACAUCUCUUAUAAAGAUCUUAUCAAGCCUGCCAAAAGCCUGCCGCAAAGGCAGAAAAGAUGGACGCAGCCGGAAACAAAGGCUCCAAUUGUGCAUAUUGAAGAUACUCCAAAGGGUUGGAACAUGGAUGAACCUGAUCUUGAUCCCAAUGAUCUCGAUGCUCAGAUUCAAAGAUGUCUCGAACGUAUCGUAGAUAGAAUUAUGUCGGAUCACUUCGAGUUCAGGUUGGAGGAUCUGUUAAAAAAGAAGAAAAAGCGCGAUGCGAUCAUGGCCUUGGAGCCUGGAUUGAGUUGGCCCGUUGUCCAACGCUUGAAUAGUCUUGGUGGAAUCCUAAAAUCAUUUAAAGAGGACGAUGGCUGCAUUCCAACUGUUAAAAGCAUCAUGGCUGAGUACAGAUCAGGCGCGUUGGAUUGGACUCCAACACUUGUUACCUACUGGUCCCAAGGGAAGCAGAUUUCUCAACCAAGGCCUUUCCGCUUCGACGAGUUUGACCACCUCGUUAGUCAAUAUGGGCAAGAUGGCUUUUGGGUCGAAGGACUUUUUGAACAGAAUCCACCUCAGGCGGCAUCUAUCAUGGAAUUUGGUCCUAAUCCAGCGCGUCCAAAUCAAAGAUACAUCGUUUCUUUCCACGUUUGGAUGAGAGCACCUGGCACACGAUUCCCCCUAGAAUUCCAAAUGAUGGAUGAUACGGGGGCUUCUUUCAUGCAAAUUGAUGAAGUUGACUUUGACCGAAUGGCCCGAUUGAAUGGCACGCUUGAUCAACGUCCACCCCGGGUUUGUGUCCAAGGACUUGAAUUGGCCGAUGGAACAGUAGUGUACCACCCUAUAUACUUUCUGGAGGUGAACCUGUUUUUCUUUGGCCCCAAUGGCAGAGCAAUGAUACUUCCGGAAUAUGAGAAAAUCCCGGUGGUUGUUUCACCGGUUGGCCCAGAUGGAGGUGGUGGAGGAUUACGAUGCGGUGGUCCUUGGUUGCGACAUAGAUUCUAUACUUCGUCGGUUCCAAAUGGUACCGUACAGCUGCUACAUGCAUCUGACGAUCCAGUUUACUACCAAUACCUGCCUACCAAAUUCAACCCUGGGGUUCAAAUCUCGCUGCUAGCUGAAAACCAUAAUUGUAUUUCCAGCAGCAGCUUCGAUCCUAAUUUGUCAGAUACCUAG